Molecule: messenger RNA, 594 nt
Organism: Kwoniella botswanensis
Lineage: Eukaryota; Fungi; Basidiomycota; Tremellomycetes; Tremellales; Cryptococcaceae
Exons: 5
Coding region: 1-594 (197 amino acids)
Source: RefSeq, a predicted model, not a curated record
AUGUCACCCAUCACCAAAUUACCAAUCAUGGCCGACCUCGACAUGCCCACAGGUCACUCGUCGCGAUACUGUCUGGACGAACCUCUCACUUUGAACGCUUAUAAGAAAUGUUGUUCUCUAAGUGGUGGAGAUUAUCUAUUCAAAGAUGAAGAUGAUCAGGUGUUCGUCAAAUCAGUUGGUAAAGCCAACAUAAGACAAGACACCACAUUGUUCGAUGCGAAUGGCGAAGAGGCUGUAAAACUCGCUGUGAAGAUGAAAACUCUAGAUUGGGCCAUCACCGGUUCUACACCUUCGGGCGAACAGGUAUUUACGGUCAAAUUGGGUGGAAAGAGACGAAGAGAUAGUAACAUCACUACCGAGUUUACCAACAUGAAAACGGGUCAGACGAAAAUGUUGGAAUACGAAACUUGGAAAUGUCGUGGUGAUAGAAAGCUAUUCUUGGAUGGGGAGGUCGUUGCUUCGGUACAUAAAGAUCAUUGGUACAGCAAGAAGCGUCAGAUAGAUAUCGCCGCUAAUAUGGAUUACACCCUUGUGAUGGCUACGAUAAUAUUCUAUGAUAUAGUCAUGGAUCAAUGGUUACCUGCUGCCUUUUGA